AUGGUGCGGCCUGCGAGGCACAAGAAGCCAGUCAAUUACUCCCAGUUUGAGGACUCUGAUAGUGAUGAUGAUUUUGUUCCUGCAACUGCACCGUUAAAUAAAAAACCCAGAACUACACAAAAGGAGUUAAAACUAGAACAACCAGAACCUAAACUGAAGAAUCUCCAGGAAAAAGACGUCCCACUACAAGAGAAAACCCCUAAAAAAAGAAUGCCUUUAGAUGAUAAGCUCUACCAGAGAGACCUAGAAGUCGCACUGGCUUUAUCAGUGAAGGAACUUCCAGCCAUCACCAUUGAUGUGGAGGAGUCUCAAGAUAAAAACAUUGGCAAAUAUGGCAAUAGUGAAACAGAAGCAAUGAGUAAGUCUCCUCAUAUCUCCAAUUGCAGUGUAGCCAGUGAUUAUUUAGAUCUGGAUAAGAUCACUGAGGAGGGUGAUUCCCAGGGUUCUCAGCGGAGAAGAAAAGCGGCAUCCCAAGCCGUGGUCCAGCAGAGGAAGAUUCUUUUGGAAAACAGCAACGGCGACGGUGCCGAUGACUCCGAACCAGACUUUGCAACUGGUGAGGAUUCUGAGGACGAUUCUGAUUUUAGUGAGAGUGAAGAUGAUGAAAGUUUCACUGUGAGAAAAAGUAAAGUUAAAGAAAUUAAAAAGAAGGAAGUGAAAGGGAAAUGUCCAGUUGAAAAGAAAGAGAAGAAAGCCAAAUCCAAACGGGAUGACGUGGUGAUUUCACUAGAUUCUGCUCCUGCUGCUGUCAAGUCAGAAUCUUGGCCCUCAUCGAAAAAGGUUUCUCCUUCUUCAGAGGCCACUAGGAAGCCGUUACAAACACGAAGUCCUCCAGCUGAAAGCAAGAGACCUAAGUGGGUCCCACCAGCGGUGUCUGGAAGCAGCAGCCGUAGCCCACUGGCAAGAGUGUCUGUGAAGUCUCCAACUCAGAGUCUCCGCCUUGGCUUGUCCCGAUUAGCACGAGUUAAACCUUUGCAUCCAAAUGCUGCUAGUAGCUGA
Messenger RNA from Lipotes vexillifer (Yangtze River dolphin), 999 nucleotides. RefSeq names its product RAD51 associated protein 1 (gene RAD51AP1). The record is from RefSeq and is a predicted model, not a curated record. The transcript is spliced from 9 exons. Gene Ontology annotation, molecular function: single-stranded DNA binding; double-stranded DNA binding. Gene Ontology annotation, biological process: interstrand cross-link repair; double-strand break repair via homologous recombination. NCBI's taxonomy places the organism in Eukaryota, Metazoa, Chordata, Mammalia, Artiodactyla, Lipotidae. Bases 1 to 999 code for a protein of 332 amino acids.